Molecule: messenger RNA, 1161 nt
Organism: Alexandromys fortis (reed vole)
Lineage: Eukaryota; Metazoa; Chordata; Mammalia; Rodentia; Cricetidae
Gene: Zdhhc15
Product: zinc finger DHHC-type palmitoyltransferase 15
Exons: 12
Coding region: 1-897 (298 amino acids)
Molecular function (GO): palmitoyltransferase activity
Source: RefSeq, a predicted model, not a curated record
AUGAGGCUCACCGCUCAGGUUACUGUUUUGAGCCCAGCAGAAAAAGUUAUCUACCUCCUACUCUAUCAUGCCAUUUUUGUGUUCUUUGCAUGGACCUACUGGAAGUCUAUCUUCACACUCCCACAGCAGCCAAACCAGAAGUUCCACUUGUCCUAUGCAGACAAGGAACGCUAUGAAAAUGAAGAGAGACCUGAGGUCCAGAAGCAGAUCCUUGUGGAUAUGGCCAAGAAGCUACCAGUGUACACAAGGACCGGGAGUGGAGCUGUGCGGUUCUGUGACCGGUGCCAUCUAAUCAAGCCAGACCGCUGCCAUCACUGUUCUGUCUGUGCUAUAUGCGUUUUGAAAAUGGACCAUCACUGCCCAUGGGUUAACAACUGCAUUGGAUUUUCCAACUACAAAUUCUUCCUCCAGUUCUUAGCUUAUUCCAUUCUCUAUUGCCUGUACAUUGUGACAACCGUCUUCAGCUAUUUCAUCAAAUACUGGAGAGGGGAAUUACCCAGUGUUCGCUCUAAGUUCCACGUCCUCUUUCUCCUCUUUGUGGCCUGCAUGUUUUUUGUCAGCCUUGUGAUUCUCUUUGGUUACCAUUGUUGGCUUGUCAGCAGAAACAAAACGACCUUAGAGGCCUUUUGCACUCCAGUAUUUACAAGUGGACCAGAGAAAAAUGGGUUUAACCUUGGCUUCAUCAAGAAUAUCCAGCAGGUGUUUGGCGAUAAUAAGAAGUUCUGGUUAAUACCUGUUGGGUCCAGCCCUGGUGAUGGACACUCCUUCCCUCUGAGGUCUAUAAAUGAGUCUCAGAACCCGCUGCUGGCAAAUGAGGAACACUGGGAAGACAAUGAGGAUGACAGUCGAGAUUAUUCAGGAGACUCGUCAUCACUUGCUGUGGAAACAGAAACGUAGCAGUUUUCAUGUUUUCUGCGUCUCCAUCAGGAAACACCAUGUCCCUUGAGGCUUACAGACUGCAAUGUUGAGAACCACUCUAAUCCUCAAAAUAAGUCACCACGUUGGAUAGAAAGCUUCACAGUUUGGGCCUUCCAUCAAAUAUGUGCUGUGCAGAUGUUUCAGGACUUUGCAAAUUGACUUUACCGACUGAACUCAUUUUGAAAACAAUUGUUUCAAGCCAGUUUUUCUUUCUUACCCUCUCCCAAUCCAUGAAAGCCUAAG